AUGUUUCAAUCAACCAAUAUACCGUCUCCCACUUCCAGAUCUAAUCGUGUCAUGAAUACAACGUGGGAUCAAGUUCGUAAGGAGGUUAGAGCAUACCGAAGUUAUGCUCAGCCGUCCAACUUAACAAAUAUUAAGGAUUUUUGUUUUGACGAAAGGAACAAUCGUGCAUACUUUCUUGCGACAGAUCCUUCACGAAUGAAAACUUCAACUUUAUUUGUGGCUGAUUUGCCUCAUUAUAAUAGCGAACAAAUAAACGAAGUUGCUCGGAAUGGGACGGUUAAUUCCAAUUGUAAUGACCACCCGUUCACGUUCCAUAAUAAUGAAUUUCAGGUGAAAGAAUUUUCCUUUACUUUUUGUCCAUCUACUUCCAAUGAUACAUCUUCACUCUCACCUCCACCUAUCACAUUAUCAGAUUCGGAUGGUUUUAAUAUGAACAAAAUGUCUUCUACUUCAUAUCCAAAAAUUUCUCAGACUUCAAAAAAUGUAAAUGCAUUGUCAAAAAUUCCAGCUGUGGAAUGGAAACCUUUGCUUCCAGAAUCAUGGUUGAAAGAAAAGUCUACAUCCACCUCAGAGACAUUAUCACGUGAAGAAACAUUCAUAAAAGAACGGAGGAGGUUAUCUUUACAGGGUAUAACGAGCUACCAAUUUGACCCAAUUAGUGGACAAAUCUUGUUCAGUUAUGGAAGUGGUAUCUAUUUAGGACAUACGACCAAGAAUGGAGAAUUUCAUCCGCGUUCCAUAUCACCCUAUUCUUCUGGUCCUAUAAUAUAUUCAGGCAACAUUUUAAAUUACCCUAUAAAUAAUUCAUCGCGACACAAUAGCAUUUCUCCCAUUUCAUCCCCUUCAACCACCGCUUCAUCAUCUCCAUCACACUCACCAUGUUGCUCGUCAGCGAUUCAUUCAGUACCACCUCGAUUGGACCCAAAAUUAGGUGGUCAUGAUCACAAUUUAGUAGCUUUCAUCCGAGAUCGAGAUAUAUGGGUAACUACGCCUAAUGGUUGUGAAACUCAGUUAACAUUUUGCAACGAUCAUGAUCCUGAUGGCACAGCAGCAUUAAGUUGUGGUGUCGCGGAAUUUGUUAUGCAGGAGGAAUUCCACCGAUUCUCGGGCUAUUAUUGGGCGCCACCUUCAUUAUCAAACUAUAUGAAAGAUAAUCUCGAACGUAUUUUAUACUUGCAAAUUUCUGAAUCUAUGGUCGAUUUAAUUUUAAUAUCAAGGCCAGGUCCGCAAGGGGAAGUGGAAGAAUAUAGAUAUCCAAAAGCCGGUACGCCGAAUGCUGUGAGUGAUUUACAGAUUGUAGAAUUUAUUCCUCGAUAUCAUGAAGAGGAGGAUACUUAUGAACCAGUUCACAAAAGACUUUGGGGCAAGGCCGCCUUGGAUAAGCGCUUCCCUUGGAUGGAGUAUAUCGUACGUUUUGGAUGGUGUCCAAAUGGUAAAAGUGUGUGGGUGCAAUUUCUUGAUCGAUUACAAAAGCGAACGGCAAUUGUAAAAAUACCAAUUUGUAAUUUUAUGAGCAUGGCGGAGUAUCAGCAAACAUGUGGCCAGUAUGAUGAUUUAUGCAUAUCAAGAAUUGAGGUGGUUUUUGAAGAAAGUAGUGACGUUUGGAUAAAUGUCACGGAUAUAUGUUAUUUCUUUAAUGAUGACAAUGAUUUCGGUAAUCCAAGGUCUGGGACACACCUUGCUUCACCAUCUCCAUUAACGCAUACACUCCAAACACCUUUAUCACCCACUAAACUUUUUUUAACUUCAGAAAGUAGUGGUUUUCGUCAUCUUUAUCUUGUGGUGAAGCCGUCUGUAUCUUCACCAAAUUAUCACAUUAGAACGAUUACUUCUGGAAAUUGGCCUAUUGUGGACAAACAAAUAUACGUCGAUACAAAAAGACAAUUAGUUUAUUUUACCGCAAAGAAAGAUACACCUUUAGAGACACACUUGUACGUCGCUAGUUAUUCGGAAGAUGCCGAUUCUUCGAAGGUAAUACGAUUGACGGAAUUAGGUUACAGUCAUAUUGUGGUUAUGGACGUAAAAUGUGAAAGAUAUCUAGAUUGGUUUUCAAGUAUUAGUGAACAACCACGAUGUAGUGUACGUUAUUUAGUAUGGGAUAAGGGAAGUAUCUUUCCUCGCGUUAGUGAGACAAUUGGUCUAUACGUGAAGGGUAAAGAAGACAACAAGAAAGAACAGGACGAUAAGAAGCUCUCAAAAAAAGUUCCCUUAGGAGAAUUUUUUGAUUUUAUAAAUAAUGAUGGUGUAAAAAUAUAUGGGUGUCUAUAUCGGCCUGAAAAUUAUGUUCCUGGGAAAAAAUAUCCCACCCUUUUAAGCAUAUAUGGUGGACCGAAAUCUCAGAUGGUGACUAAUGAUUAUAAAUAUCCGCGAUUACUUCGAUUGUUUCUUGCAAUACGACUUGGAUUCGCAGUAGUCUUAAUUGAUGGUCGUGGAUCCUCGGAUAGGGGUCUAGCUUUUGAAUCUUUUCUCAAAGGUCGCAUGGGUACCGUUGAAAUUGAGGAUCAGAUCGCAGGACUCAAUUAUUUAGCAACUAAAAAUAUGGGAAUUGAUCUAGAAAGAGUAGCCAUUACGGGAUGGAGUUAUGGAGGUUAUUUAAGUCUAAUGGCAUUGGCUCAAUAUCCGCACGUAUUUAAAUUGGCCAUUGCGGGAGCGCCUGUAACGCAGUGGGAGCUUUAUGACACAGCUUACACCGAACGUUACAUGGGACUCCCAUCUGAAAAUCCGGAAGGAUAUCGUAAUGGAAGUGUUCUCACUUGGGCUGACAAGUUUCCCGAUAGUGAAAAUCGACUUUUGGUUGCCCAUGGGCAAAUUGAUGAAAAUGUUCAUUUUAAGAAUUCAGAAUUGUUAGUAUCAGCGUUGGUUAAGCAUAACAAACCACAUAUGUUACAGCCAUAUCCAACAGAGAGACAUGGAUUAAAACAUGCCAGUGUUGCUGAACAUUUUGAAACUUUAAUGUUUUUUUGGUUG
This is a messenger RNA of Funneliformis mosseae, 2967 nucleotides long. NCBI's taxonomy places the organism in Eukaryota, Fungi, Glomeromycota, Glomeromycetes, Glomerales, Glomeraceae. The record is from the annotation of a GenBank genome assembly.